Diospyros lotus (date-plum) is the source of this 3939-nucleotide messenger RNA. RefSeq names its product DNA-directed RNA polymerase 1B, mitochondrial. Gene Ontology annotation, molecular function: DNA binding; DNA-directed RNA polymerase activity. The transcript is spliced from 19 exons. The record is from RefSeq and is a predicted model, not a curated record. The coding region runs from base 230 to 3181 and encodes 983 amino acids. Gene Ontology annotation, biological process: mitochondrial transcription. Lineage: Eukaryota; Viridiplantae; Streptophyta; Magnoliopsida; Ericales; Ebenaceae. Gene Ontology annotation, cellular component: mitochondrial DNA-directed RNA polymerase complex.
AAUAGCCAAACGGGUCAGGUUUUAUCAGAGCAAGAGUAUCUGUAGGUUUUUGGAAGGGUUUAAGGCGGCUACUCUCUGUUCAUCACUGUCGUUGGCAUCGCACCUUUCUCACUCGAUUCUUUCUUGCUCCGUUCGAAUCAUCGUCGCUUCCACCGUGUUCUUCUGCUUUUCGGAGAAAAUUGCAUAGAUUUCACUCAUCUCUUGCAUGAUUCGGUAAGUUGCAUUGAAGAUGUGGAAGACUCUCUGGAGACAGACUUGUUUGAAGAAGCUGAAAUCUUCGCCCCAAUUUUAUGUGCUUCGGCCUUGUUGCUUUAGCUCCGUAACGCUUUCUGAUGAUGAGGAGGUUAAAUUUCAAAAUUCUAUGGAUUCUGCGGUUGCAUCGUGUUCGGCGUUGCGGCGGAUCCGAAGUGGUUUCUGCUCGUAUUCCAGCAGCGGUUUUGGAUCUUUGAUGUUUGCGAGAGGUUAUGGAAGCGUUGCCGAGGCCAUUGUUUCUUCGACGACGGAAGAAGAUGAAGAGGAAGAUAGCGGGGAUAAAGAAGAAAUGCGGCGGUUGAUGGAGCGGCAAGUCAUGAGCAGACUGGGGAAGGUGGAGGUUGCUGCCGCUCAGCAGGGGCAAGUAAAGAAGACGAGUAAGUUGGUUGGUGGAAUGGGACAGGGGAAGUAUCUUAUGCUUCGAAGGCGACAAGUCAAGAUUGAGACGGAGGCGUGGGAAGAGGCGGCGAAGGAGUACCAAGAACUUCUGAUGGACAUGUGCGAGCAGAAGCUUGCACCCAAUUUGCCAUACAUGAAAUCAUUGUUCCUGGGCUGGUUUGAGCCAUUGAGGGAUGCUAUUUUAGCAGAGCAGAGGCUGUGCGUGGAAGGGAAGAAUAGGAGUGCUUAUGCUCCAUAUUUUGAUCAGUUGCCCGCGGACAUGAUGGCAGUAAUUACAAUGCAUAAGUUAAUGGGAUUAUUGAUGACUGGUGGAGGACAAGGCGGUGCUAGGGUGGUUCAAGCUGCUUGCCAUAUUGGAGAAGCCAUUGAGAAUGAGGCUAGGAUACACAGGUUUAUGGAGAGGACAAAGAAUAAGAAUGCAUUCAAAAAGAAUCCUGAAAAAGGAUCUGAUUCUUCGGUUCAAGAACAAAAAAAGUUAAGGAAGAAGGUUGCUGUCUUGAUGAAAAAGCAAAAGCUGCAUCAAGUGAGAAAAAUAGUGAAAGAACACAAUGAUAUAAAACCUUGGGGACUGGAUGCUCAAGUCAAGGUUGGAUGCCGUCUGAUUCAGAUUUUGAUGGACACUGCCUAUAUACAACCUCCAGCUGAUCAAGUAGGUGAUGGUCCACCGGAUAUUCGCCCUGCCUUUAUACACACACUGAAAACUGUAACCAAGGAAGCGCAGAAAUUUAGCAGGCGAUAUGGAGUAAUUGAAUGUGACCCAUUAGUCCGGAAAGGCCUGGAAAGAACUGCCAGGCACAUGGUGAUUCCAUACAUGCCCAUGUUGGUACCUCCAGUGAACUGGACAGGGUAUGAUAAAGGAGCAUAUUUGUUCCUACCAUCAUAUAUCAUGCGCACACAUGGAGCAAAACAGCAACGUGAUGCAGUAAAAAGGACUCCAAAGAAGCAAUUAGAACCUGUUUUUGAGGCCCUUAAUACACUUGGUAGUGCCAAAUGGAGAGUAAAUAAACGAGUUCUUGGUGUCAUAGACAGGAUAUGGGCUAGUGGAGGCCAUCUUGCAGACUUGGUCAGCCGAGAAGAUGUUCCUUUACCAGAUGAACCAGACACAGAAGAUGAAGCAGAAAUCAGAAAAUGGAAGUGGAAAGUUAGAACUGUAAAAAAAGAGAAUAGUGAGAGGCAUUCACAGCGGUGUGAUAUAGAACUAAAACUUGCUGUUGCUCGAAAGAUGAAGGAUGAAGAUGGCUUCUUCUAUCCACAUAACCUUGAUUUCCGUGGUCGUGCGUAUCCCAUGCAUCCAUAUUUGAACCAUCUUGGCUCUGAUCUUUGCCGAGGCAUUCUGGAGUUUGCCGAGGGGCGCCCCCUUGGAAAGUCCGGGUUACGUUGGCUGAAGAUACAUCUUGCAAAUUUGUAUGCUGGUGGUGUGGACAAGUUGUCGUAUGAUGGUCGCAUAGGAUUUACGGAGGAUCAUUUGGAUGAUAUCUUUGAUUCUGCAGACCGGCCUCUGGAAGGAAGACGCUGGUGGUUGGGUGCAGAGGACCCACUUCAAUGCUUAGCAACAUGUGUAAAUCUUACUGAAGCAUUAAGAAGCCCCUCUCCGGAGACUUUUCUUUCUCAUAUGCCUGUCCACCAGGAUGGAUCAUGUAAUGGCUUGCAACAUUAUGCUGCCCUUGGAAGGGACAAGUUAGGAGCAGCCGCAGUCAAUCUUGUUGCAGGAGAUAAGCCAGCAGAUGUUUACUCUGGGAUUGCUGCUAGAGUUCUGGAUAUUAUGCGGAGGGAUGCACAGAAAGAUCCUGCAACUGAUCCAAAUGCAUUGUCUGCUAGGCUUUUAAUUAAUCAGGUAGACAGGAAAUUGGUUAAACAAACAGUGAUGACAUCAGUAUAUGGUGUUACUUACAUUGGUGCCCGUGACCAAAUCAAGAGGAGGCUGAAAGAACGAAAUGCCAUUGAAGAUGAAGCACAGUUGUUUGCCACAUCUUGUUAUGCAGCAAAAACCACACUGACUGCUUUAGGGGAGAUGUUUGAAGCUGCAAGAAGUAUCAUGAGUUGGCUCGGUGAGUGUGCAAAGAUUAUAGCUUUAGAAAAUGAGCCAGUACGGUGGACUACUCCUCUUGGGCUUCCUGUCGUCCAACCAUACCGUCAAAUAGGAAGACAUCUUAUUAAGACUUCUCUCCAAAUAUUGACGCUACAAAGGGAAACUGACAAGGUCAUGGUUAAGAGGCAGAGAACAGCUUUCCCUCCAAAUUUUGUUCACUCCCUUGAUGGUUCCCAUAUGAUGAUGACUGCUGUUGCCUGUAAAGAAGUGGGCUUGAAUUUUGCAGGAGUGCAUGAUUCAUACUGGACACAUGCAUGUGAUGUGGAGCAAAUGAACAUAAUACUAAGACAAAAGUUUGUUGAGCUCUAUGAGGCACCAAUUCUAGAAAAUUUAUUGGAGAGCUUUCAGAAGUCAUUCCCUUCAUUAGGAUUCCCUCCUUUGCCCGAGCGUGGAGACUUUGAUCUAAGAGAGGUGAUGGAAUCUCCCUAUUUUUUCAAUUGAUAGAACAAGAGGCGUUUACAUUGGCAGUUCUCUUGUCCGAUUGGUGAUCGGUGCUCAUAUUCUUUUAUUCAUGGGGCUAGCAAUUUAAAAGGCAAGUUUACCUCUAGCUCUUUACUAAAAAUUGAAUAAAGAAUAGCUAGAGCCACGGCAUUAGGAACUGGAGGAGGAAUGAAACAUGAUUCCUGGGCUUUGUGCUGCCCCCUCAUCCAUGAACUGGGGGUUAUCUAUUUUGUACAUAAGUUGGAAGAUUUCUAUGGGCUGUCUGCAUCUCAAUUGAUCUGGAAUCAUGCUUAAGAGGAUGAUCGAAGGAUCAGAGAUAAAAUUGCGGUGUAAAAAGCGGCUGUUGUUGAUAGAGCACCUCUGAGAUCGAAGUACAAACUCUCUUAUUAGGCUUGUGAUGGAGGACUUUAAAGCUGCAGCAAUAUAACAGGAACUCUUUUGAUACAUUGAUUCCAACAGAGAAUGUACAGAAUCUUGUGCAACCAUUGAAGAUUUCAGAAUUUCAUUGGAUGAAGUGAAUUUCAGAAAAGCUGGUGGUCCACAAAGAAUAGUUGCCGAGUGGAUAGUGGAUGAUGCUUGACCAUUGCCAUUUGCCACUGCUGCACCCACCCUUAUUUAUUUCUGAGCAAGAUGCAUGCUCAUGUUUUCUUAAUUUUUUCAUAUAAGAUAAAGCAGCUUUAAUUCUUUAGGCGGCAGAGACUUGUGAAUGUGAAAUGUUUAUUAGGAUGCAUAUAUAUAUACAUAUAUAUUACUACUAA